Molecule: messenger RNA, 945 nt
Organism: Anthonomus grandis grandis
Lineage: Eukaryota; Metazoa; Arthropoda; Insecta; Coleoptera; Curculionidae
Gene: RpL7
Product: 60S ribosomal protein L7
Exons: 4
Coding region: 147-905 (252 amino acids)
Biological process (GO): maturation of LSU-rRNA from tricistronic rRNA transcript (SSU-rRNA, 5.8S rRNA, LSU-rRNA)
Cellular component (GO): cytosolic large ribosomal subunit
Molecular function (GO): structural constituent of ribosome; RNA binding
Source: RefSeq, a predicted model, not a curated record
CUAAUGUAACAAAUAGAAACCACCACAACGUCCUUCUACCAACCUGGGCAGAAAAAAAGUACCCAAACUUCCUUUUGACGUUGACAUGGGGAAAUUUAUUUUAGUAAUAGUGGCGAACGUGUUGCUCUUCCUUUUUGUUGCGUGAAAUGGCGCCGACAGUCGAAAAGAAAACCAAAACGGUAAAGGGACUGCCAGCAGUACCGGAAUCGGUGUUGAAGCACCGUAAGAGGCGCGAGGCCUCCAGGUCCAAGAAACUUCAGUCCGAAAUCAAGAAAAAGAAGGAACAGAUCCAGAAACGUAAAGAUAUCUUCAAGAGGGCCGAAGAAUACGUUAAGGAGUACCGGCUGAAGGAACGCGAUGAAAUCAGGCUCAUCAGACAAGCGAAAAAUCGUGGCAACUUCUAUGUGCCCGGUGAAGCAAAGUUAGCUUUUGUUAUUCGUAUUAAAGGUAUCAACAAAGUGGCCCCAAAAGUCCGUAAAGUUCUCCAGCUAUUCAGGUUACUUCAAAUCAACAAUGGAGUGUUUGUAAGGUUGAACAAGGCCACCAUUAACAUGCUGAGAAUUUGUGAGCCCUACAUUACUUGGGGCUACCCCAACUUGAAAUCAGUUAGGGAACUGAUCUACAAAAGGGGUUUUGCUAAGGUUAAUGGUCAAAGGAUAGCAAUUACCAGCAAUCAGAUCAUUGAAGAUAGAUUGGGAAAAUCGAACAUUAUCUGUGUGGAAGAUUUGAUCCAUGAAAUCUUCACUGUAGGCCCUAAUUUCAAAUAUGCCUCAAACUUCUUGUGGCCAUUUAAGCUAAACACUCCAACUGGUGGAUGGCGCAAGAAGAGCAACCACUACGUUGAAGGUGGUGACUUUGGUAAUAGGGAAGACAAAAUCAACGAGCUUCUCAGGAGGAUGGUUUAAAUACCUUGACAUGUUUUUAAUAAAGUUUAGAAAUAAGACA